AUGCACCUACCGCACGCGAGCCCACCUGCCCUAAGCAUGGCUGAUGUAUACUCGCACAUUCACGAGUACUACAGGCAGAGCCACGGCGAGCUGGUGCAGACCGGAUCGCCGGCUGUUCUGUGUUCCGCGUUACCUGGACAUUGGCGCUCGAAUAAAUCGCUGCCGGUUGCGUUCAAAGUGGUCGCUUUGGACGACGUCCAGGACGGCACGCUGGUGACCAUCAAGGCUGGGAACGACGAGAAUGUGAUGGCCGAGCUGAGGAACUGCACGGCGGUGAUGAAGAACCAAGUCGCGAAGUUCAACGACUUGAGGUUCGUCGGCCGCAGCGGACGCGGCAAGUCAUUCACGCUGACCAUUACCAUCAGUUCGUUCCCAAGCCAAGUAGCUACAUACUGCAAGGCAAUAAAAGUCACCGUCGACGGUCCGAGAGAACCAAGAACUAAACAAAAUUACGGAUACGGUCAUCCCGGUGCCUUCAAUCCGUUCCUGCUGAACGCUGGAUGGUUUGACGCUGCGUACCUCAACUACGCGUGGGCGGAUUAUUUCAGACCGCCGAUGAGAGAGCCUGCCGCCACACUCGUUAAAGGUGCCGCCCCAAUGGCCACGCCACCCGUGGCCUUGCCAGGUUCGGAACUGUUUCCAUUCCCACCGGCGAUGACCAGUUUGCCACCUGGCGGUCUAUUACCACCACCUGGUGCAUUCCUGCCGCCAAACGGACUUCUGCCGUUCGCGCCGCAUCCGGCAGACUUGGCGCUGAAAUCGUUACCCCCCGAGCUGACCCUCAAAAACGGCGUCAAUCCUUACGAAGCUCUGAGACAGUUGCAGAGCAACGUAUCGUCUAUGGACACGUCCAGCGCCCGCUUGUCCCCAACAAGCAGUAGACAGAGCGGGAGCCCAAGAAGUAUUGUGAACGCUAGUCCCAGAUCGAAAGCGGAUUCGAAGUCAGAGGUCAACUCAACCCACGAGGCGACAAUAUCGGAUGAAUCCGACGAAGAGCCAAUCGAGGUGGUGAAGUCCGCUUUCCACCCAACCAGACCGGCUAACGUGGAGCUGCAGGAAAUGAAACAGGUACAGGCAGCCGAUUCCACGGUCUCCGACCGACCAAGGCUACGCAACGAUCUUAAGGCACCUUCAUCAAGGGUGACAAGAGUUCUUUCUACCAGUCCCAAAUCUACGAAAAUCACCAAUGGAACAAUACCGACCCAUAAAUCAGUUUGGCGACCUUAU
Messenger RNA from Iphiclides podalirius (scarce swallowtail), 1227 nucleotides. The record is from the annotation of a GenBank genome assembly. NCBI's taxonomy places the organism in Eukaryota, Metazoa, Arthropoda, Insecta, Lepidoptera, Papilionidae.